Dendronephthya gigantea is the source of this 1098-nucleotide messenger RNA. RefSeq lists its product as uncharacterized. Gene Ontology annotation, cellular component: cytosol. Gene Ontology annotation, biological process: deoxyribonucleotide biosynthetic process. The transcript has a single exon. The coding region runs from base 1 to 1098 and encodes 365 amino acids. Gene Ontology annotation, molecular function: ribonucleoside-diphosphate reductase activity, thioredoxin disulfide as acceptor. The record is from RefSeq and is a predicted model, not a curated record. Lineage: Eukaryota; Metazoa; Cnidaria; Anthozoa; Malacalcyonacea; Nephtheidae.
AUGGAAAAGGGAUUUUGGGAGGAUAUUGAUCCUGUCACAAGCAUAACAGCCUCUGACACAAUUGAAUUCCUUUGCGCAGCAAACUCCGGAGUUUAUAUCGAUUUAGCAAACAGUUACCUACACAUUAAAGCAAAGAUUACUAUGCCAGACGGUGCAAAUGUUGCUCAAGAUGUCCAGGUCGGUCCUGUGAACCUAUGGAUGCAUGCACUGUUCUCACAAGUAGAAGUGUUCCUAAACAACAAAUUGGUAACACCGUCCAGUACGGCCUAUCCUUACCGAGCUUAUAUGGAAACUAUCCUGAACUUUAGCAAGGAUGCCAAGGAUUCUCAUCUCACGUCUGCUUUAUUUUACAAAGAUAGUGCGGGAAAAAUGGACAAUGUUAACCCGCUUGCGCGACAAGCAGAUGUGAAUACAGGUCUAAAAGAACGUCAUACACAUACUCGUGGGAGUAGAUCUGUUGCUAUGGAAGGGAGACUACAUUCGGAUCUAUUCGCACAAGAGUGCUAUAUUCUCGGGGCUGUUCCAAUAAAGAUUAAACUGGUUAGAUCACGAAACCCAUUUUGUCUAGUCUCAUCUGCUGAGGACCCAGGUUUCAAAGUAGUUAUUGAAGAAUGUGUAUUUCGCGUGCGACGCGUCAACGUAUCGCCAAGUGUAAUAAUAAACCAUUCCCAAGCCCUACAGCAUACGACGGCCAAAUAUCCGAUCAAUCGCGUCGAAUGUAAAGUUGUCACUGCCCCCCGAGGAAACAUGUCGGGAAAUCAACCCAAUAUAUUUCAAGGUAUUCUAUCAAAUUGUGUCGUUAUUGGUAUGGUCGAUGCAGAUGCGUUCAAUGGUAGCUAUGCAAAGAAUCCGUUCAACUUCAAGAACUACGACAUCACAAAUUUUGGGCUGAAUGUAAACGGUGAAAAUCUACCUGGAAAACCAUUUCAACUAAAAUUUGCGAGUGCAAGAGGAAGUAACUACAUUUCAGCGUUCCAAACACUGUACGCUGGGACACAUAAAAUGUUUGAAAAUCAGGGCAAUGGUAUAACUCGUGAAGAAUAUGCAGACAGUUUUACACUGUGUGUUCGAUCUCACUUCAGACCUGUGCCUUGGUGA